GGGCAUUGUUGUGGUGACGUCACGGCGGAGGAUGCGGGCGCCCCAUUGGAGCGGGCUCCGCCGCCGCGAGCUGCGCUCUUAAAGGGCGCCGAGAGCCGGAGCCGGAGCGGCUGCGCCGGCGGGGCCCAUGGCCAGCACCAGCAGCCCCCUGUAUGAUGCUGUUCCAAUCCAGUCUAGUGUGGUUUUAUGUUCCUGCCCAUCCCCAUCAAUGGUGAGGAACCAGACGGAUUCCAGCGCUCCACCUGUCAUUUCCACCUGUGGCAGCAGACAGGGGUCUAACAUGGAGGGCACUGCAGCUGAAUCAAGGUCUAGUUCAAACUCUCUACAGCAACAUUCAGGACAACAGCCUCCACAGCCACGAAAGAAACGACCUGAAGACUUCAGAUUUGGAAAAAUUUUGGGUGAAGGAUCUUUCUCAACAGUUGUCUUGGCUCGAGAAUUGGCAACUUCCAGAGAAUAUGCCAUUAAAAUUUUAGAGAAACGUCAUAUCAUAAAAGAAAACAAGGUACCAUAUGUGACCAGAGAGAGAGAUGUAAUGUCCCGUCUGGAUCACCCUUUCUUUGUGAAACUCUACUUCACCUUUCAGGAUGAUGACAAGCUGUACUUUGGCCUUAGCUAUGCCAAAAAUGGAGAGCUUCUAAAAUACAUUCGCAAAAUUGGCUCAUUUGAUGAGACUUGCACCAGAUUUUAUACUGCUGAAAUUGUAUCAGCAUUAGAGUACUUGCAUGGGAAGGGAAUUAUUCACAGGGACCUUAAGCCAGAGAAUAUUUUGCUAAAUGAAGAUAUGCACAUUCAAAUAACAGACUUUGGAACAGCAAAAGUAUUAUCUGCAGAUAGUAAACAAGCACGGGCAAACUCAUUUGUAGGGACAGCACAGUACGUUUCUCCAGAGCUGCUGACAGAGAAAUCUGCCUGUAAAAGUUCUGAUCUCUGGGCUCUUGGAUGUAUAAUUUAUCAGCUUGUAGCUGGAUUGCCUCCAUUUAGAGCUGGAAAUGAAUAUCUUAUAUUUCAGAAGAUAAUUAAGUUGGAAUAUGACUUCCCCGAAAAAUUCUUCCCCAAGGCCAAAGACCUUGUAGAAAAGCUCUUGGUUCUAGAUGCUACAAAAAGAUUAGGCUGUGAAGAAAUGGGAGGGUAUGAACCUCUGAAGGCUCAUCCAUUCUUUGAAUCAAUCUCAUGGGAGAAUCUGCAUCUUCAGACACCCCCAAAGCUCACAGCGUACUUGCCAGCAAUGUCUGAAGAUGAUGAAGAUUGCUAUGGAAAUUAUGACAAUCUCCUGAGUCAGUUUGGUUGUAUGCAAGUUUCUGGUUCUUCCCACUCGCUGUCUGGUCCAGAAAUGAGUCCACCACAAAUGUCAGGUGGUAACAUUGAACAGUACAUUCAUGAUCUUGACAGUAAUUCCUUUGAACUGGACUUGCAAUUUUCUGAAGAUGAGAAGAGGUUACUUCUGGCAAAACAAGCUGGUGGAAACCCAUGGCAUCAAUUUGUAGAAAAUAACUUAAUACUAAAAAUGGGUCCAGUAGACAAAAGGAAGGGAUUGUUUGCUCGUCGGCGCCAGUUACUCCUCACAGAAGGGCCCCAUUUGUAUUAUGUGGAUCCUGUCAACAAGGUUCUGAAAGGGGAGAUUCCAUGGUCACUAGAGCUGCGACCGGAAGCCAAGAAUUUUAAGACCUUUUUUGUUCACACAGAUGAAACAGGUGCCUACUUAAUAGACAGAGACCCGACCUACUUUGGGCCAGUGCUGAACUAUCUCAGACAUGGAAAACUGGUUAUUAACAAGGACCUUGCAGAGGAAGGUGUACUGGAAGAAGCUGAAUUCUACAACAUCACAUCACUAAUAAAACUUGUAAAGGACAAAAUAAGAGAAAGAGACAGCAAAAUCUCACAGGUGCCAGUCAAACAUGUAUACAGGGUGCUGCAGUGCCAGGAGGAGGAGCUCACCCAAAUGGUCUCCACAAUGUCUGACGGCUGGAAAUUUGAGCAGCUUGUCAGUAUAGGUUCCCCAUAUGCCUCUGGCCGGGCCCAGCAGUCAGAGUUUCUGCUGAUAGUAGCACGGGAAGUGAGAGGGGAGGAGAGACGCCUCCAGAAAUGCUGCAGUGAGUUGGUCAGUAUUGGUUCUUCCUAUAACUACGGAAAUGAAGAUCAGGCUGAAUUUCUGUGUGUUGUCUCGAAGGAGCUGCAUAAUACACCGUAUGGCACAACGAGCGAGCCCAGUGAAAAAGCAAAGAUUUUGCAAGAGCGAGGUUCCAGGAUGUGAAGACAGUAUUGAACACUGAAGAUUUUUUUCCUCUUUUAUUCCAAGAUGCAGUGAAUUGUCACGUGGAAGAGGCUUGCUGUGAAAAGAAGAGAUCUGAUUUAGACAAUUUUCUGUUGCUCUGGGUUGAACCAUUUUUGCCUAUAAGCUGGUAUAAACUGGCUGAAAGCACUGCAAGAUUACUGAAUGGGAAUAGAUUUUGUGAGAGUGUGUUAAGCUUUGGUUCUAGUGCAUGGUUGUACUCUCUCAUGGGCUGACUAAUACUGGUCACAUGGAAAGAAACCACCAUGCACUCCUAUUUUCCUCUGAGACAUGUAGCACUUCCACCUGGUGCUGGCUGACCCAAUGUCGAUCAGUUUGAAGUGGUUUUGGUAUUAAUCAUGAAAACAAUUAAAGGACAAUGUACUUGGUGCUACGUAUAUAUUACAGCCCAUAAAUGCAAAUAUUUGGGCCUACAUUGUUUGUCUCAGAAUCAAUGGCAGCCCCAGUUUACUGUCUUACACUGCACAUUCCUUAUGGCUCUGUGACACGCUCUCGUAUGUCAGAAAGGUGUAGGAGAUCAGCUGAGACUAGCAUGUAAAAAAUUACACUCCAGGCAGAGGUCCCGUAGGAGAGGAAGGGUGCGCGUCAUGGCUGGAGAGAUGGCUUAUUUCAGUAUACAAAGGGAAGACUAAACUUAGAGAAAAUGUCCCUUGUCUGAGUCAUUCCUCCUGUCAAAACUUCCUCCUGGAAAAGUUAAGCUCCAGUCUUAGCCAGAUGUUCGAAAAGAGAAUCGGUAAUUUUUAAAAAUGAAUUUUACACCUGAGCAUCUGGUCUGUUGUUUCCAAGUGUCUGCUCUACCCAAACGUAUGUACUUCUUAAAUUGCCUGCAAGUGUUGAGUUCCUCUUGGAUUUCAUUAGGUAUUUUUGAGAGCUGGAGCGUGGCCGGUUAGUGCUAGAUUCCGAUCUCUUGUGAGUGGGUUUAAAAUUGCCCUGAAGUGUGAACAUGAACUCACCCAAUUAAAAAUUGGAAUUAAUUGCUUUGAAUAUUCAGGAUGUUUACAAGUCCAUCUCCUUGUUGUUUCAACUGUGCAGUUCUUUCUGAUUUUUUCUAAGAACGCUGCGUGGAAACACUUGACUCAGUUUUUUGGGGACAGGCCUGUGGUAACUUAAUACGGAAGUCUGGAGCGUUUGUUUUAAACAAAACCGUUACCAUGAUCUUUGAAUUUGAUGGAACCAAAUUGACAGUAGGAAAGCUCUCAAUUCUUGCAGCUUCACUGGGCUGCACAGCUUCAGAUGGAGCAGCUUAAAAAGGCUCGUCAGAGACUGUCUGGAAUUCUAAACGCAUUUCAGCCUGUUUAAUGAAACAACCUCAGCAUCUGUGCAUAUACCAUAUCUUCUACCACUGAAGCGUGUAAUGCUUCACGUGAAACCAGACUUGCAAGCGCCUAGGGUCCACCUGUAGUUUUUUUUAAACUGUUGUACGCUGGGAAAAGUUUGCCUGGAGCUGUUUGUAAAACCAUUUCUACUAAGUAGGGCAAGCAAUGGGCUCAGUGGCCGUCCAUGCAUUGAAUGCUUGAAAGGGUUUGUAACGUGUUCUGCCCCGUGGGCACGGCCUGCACGGGAGGCUGCUGCCCCUCUGCGGUACCACAUACAGUGCUUGUCUUUCUUUAAGGUGUUAAAACAUAAUUGAAUUUACUAAAAUGGAAUUAUUCUGCAGGGGAAAUGUUUAUACUUUUUAUACUUUUUUAGGCAUCCAUAUUUUAUCAGGUUAGAGUUAAUGCCUAAAUUUCCCCUAGAUAGUAAUAAGUAAAUCCUGUGUAUCUGAAGAUAAGCAUAAUAAUUGUUUGUUUCAAACUGCAUAUUGAAGCACUUCCUCAGCUGCAAUAGCCACUGUUUCAAGCAGCUUGACAUGACCCGUGUUCUUCAGCCUCGGUGGCUCGUGGAGUUGCAGCCUGUAGGGAGUCUUCGUCUAUUCCUGCUGCGCUCCUCGGAGGAAACUCGGCAUUUUUAGUGUCUGCAAAUAACCCAAACGUCCUGUUGCUGUUCCAAAAUCUGCUGUUGUGUUUUCUGUUUCAUUGGUUAGUACACAAAAGAAGAAGUUUUGGUUCUCAGAAAUCAGCUGAAAUCCUCAAGGAUGAGGGCAGCAAAACACAAGUAACAAAGAGAGCAAAUUGAACAAACUUGAAAUUAUUUAUCAAAGGGGUCACUUUUAGAGAGUGGCUUUUUUCACUGGAAUAUUUACCAUUUAAAGGGUUUGCAUUUUUAGCGGGAUUAUCUGCAGCCUGGUUUACAUUGGACACCUGUUAUAGCAAAAUGGGGGGGGCAAGUUCUAAUCAUUUUGCACUUUCUAUGUCUGAUACCUCACAGAGCUGUUGUCUGUCUUUUACUUCAGCAGAAAAAGAAAAACCCCCAAAACGAAUAGGCAAUUAUAAACGAUGUUGCAAGGUAUCAUAGCAAACCACCCCAGCUACCCCUCUGUUCUUGCUGUUACUGUUGUUAGCUUCAGACUUUUGAACAUCUGAAGUUUUCACUAAGGUGCAGGUACUAUCAAAAGAGUCUCCAGGGCACCAGUAGUUUCCCCUGAAGUUUUGCGUUUUUUGCAUUUGAAACCGAAAACUUUAGAACAUUUUGCUGUGCUAAUGAGAUAGUCGAGUCUGGGUCUACAUGGGGGUUUUAACGGCAAAGCUGCGUGGGCUAGGAGUUGGGGAGGGAGAUUGUGCAGAUGCUGGCAAGAGUCCUUUGAGUUGAGCUAGCCGAAAACUCCUUCAGCCCAGCGUAAGCUGCAUCCUCGCCGCGGGUUUCUGGUGGCAGUUAUGGUGAAGCUUUUGCGGUGUAUUCGAAACUAAACUCUUCACAUUUGGACAGAUUUGCUUUAUCCCUGCGGCAAAGCAGUAUUGCAGGCCAAGGUGUAAUGUCCUGAGCCUGGGUAGGUUAUCAAGGAAAAGAAUGAAGCAAAAGGCACACGUGACCCCAAGGAGCAACCAGGGUAGUUUCUUGUACAAGAGAGACUUUGUCUGGCUGGUUAUCAACACAUGUAACAAUUGUAUCAGUACCAGCUGUUACAUCUGCAUGGUUCUGUAGCAAUCAAGGAUAGCAAAACUGUUCCAACCUUUAACCUUGCUUCGUUCAAGGUCAGGAGUGAUUUAGCAGCCACGUGGCACCACAGGGUUGGAUAGCAGCCGCAGUUCCCCCAGCUACAGUGUUUCUGUCCGUGCCAGUCUGUAUUGUGUGCAAAGCCCAGUUUCCUGUCCUCUCCUCGCUGCGCAGGCGUCUUCCAUCUCCGUGUGCCGAGUCCUUUGCAGUUCCCUGCAUGGACCGAGGGGCUACGAGAACUGGCCCUUGCCUGUGUUGCAAGGUGUGUCACGCGGGAGUGUAAAAGGGCCGCCCGCACCUUCUAGCUGACAUGGUUCGGCAGCAAAACCCGUAGUGCGGACCCGGCUGGGCUAGCAGAGCUGCUCGUGCGAGGAAGCAGGCGUGGUCCUGCCACCACAGAGCUGCGGCCACGCAGGAAGAUGCGGCUGCCUCAGUGUUGUCCCUGUCGUGAGCAGCAGCAGCCCUGUGGUGCAGGCAUGCCCCUGGACUGAUGUUCACUGCGAUUUCAAACAUGGCACAGAUGUUUUGUAACCAUCCUGCCCCUUUUCUUUAAACCCGAGUUUAAAACUCGUAAAAAACCUUGAUUUUACCACAGACAUCUCUUUACACUUAAACCAGGGAAAAGCCAGCAUUUGGGGUUUGGUUUUGUGGAGGCCUGUUACUUGGUGUUGGAGAAGGAAAGGGACUGGGAAUAAAAUAUGCAUACCUGUCACCUUUUCUCAAGCAAUGGUGACUCUGAAUUUAAUUGUAUUUCCAAAGUUAGUUUUACCCAACUCGAUCUAAUCAUAUCUAGAGGCCUAGGCUCUCAAAUUGAAGUCUCCGCUAUUGAAUUUCCAGUUCUCAGUGACCCAGGAUCAUGUUCUCAGGUGUCUGCUUCACCUGCAAACUCAUGCUGGCCUCUGCGAGCCAAGUGAGCUCCUUUCAUCUUUCAACACCAAUCAGCAAUUCUGCUAGAAAAAAUCAAGUCUAGUUACAUCUGUGCACCCCCAUUGUCUUGGUUUCUGUCCUGGGUGAAAGAAAGGGCUUGCACAGACAGGUAUAACUGACCAGAAGAUAGGAAACUGCUCUUGAUGAAAGUCAGAAUAAAAGGCUGCUCUUUCUUCCAUAGCCGCGUGGAUUUUCAGGGCUGAAAGUAAAGCUUGCUUAUUUUGACAGGUCCAAUUCUGCUUGUGUUCAGGGAGAGGAGCCGGUCGGCUUGGCGAGAGGGGUGGUGUUUUCACAAGACCAGACUAGAAUAGCACUUCCAAGCUUAGCGAGGGGCUGGCGGGCUGCGCAGGGCAGGGAAGCGCUGUAGAUGCCUGCUCCCAGCAAACGGGCCUGCGCAGGCUCUUGGGGAACCUCUGCUGGGCACGAGCAGCAGCACAGAAGAGUGAAUUUGAAGUGCAAAUAGCACGCUCUGGCUGAAGUAAAUGAAAACAGAUUAAUCCACCUUUUGUUCUGGCACGUGGCAAGAGUCACAGCUCCCUGAGGAGCGCUAAGAGGGUGUCAGAGAGGACACAGGCUUUUCAUCCAAGCAGGAAGUGAGUGAGAGAGCCUGGAGCGCAGUGUAGAGCUUAUUUGGUGGAAGGCCGGGGAAGAACUUUUACCUCUGUCUUGUUCUCUGCUUUCAGAGGGCAGACCUGCCCUUUCGCCAGAUCUGAAUGCAGGUCUCUCCAACAAAGUUACUCUUAAAGUUGGUCCCAGGAGCUGCUCUCCUUGGAACAUGUCAUCCCCUGAGAAACGGCCCUGUUGCCUCCGAGACCACCUCUGGCUUGCCAGCCCGUUGCUUCAGUAUUUGAAAAGCAUUAUUGAAACGUGUGUCACCUGACACUGCUCCCCGGUCUGUUUGAUACCUGUUUAGAUUGCAUCUGUUUCAAGCUGUCAGGUUCCCAGUUAGUUGGUUCUCUGUUGCAUACCCAGAUCUCAGAAACAGGCAGAAUCCCAUAAAUAUUCACUUAAAGUAUGUGGGACCCUUUCCAAACUCCUUGUAUGGUUCCUUCUAGUAUCUUGUGGCUUGCUGCAACAGGCAACUGUCUUUAAAGGGUUACUGCCAAACCGAGGCUUUAAAGGGCUAAAUCUACUACGCUUUAUUGUUCAGUUUGCCUAGCGUAACUGUCAGAUCGAAGGAACUCAUUAUUUUGAAUACCGAAAUGCUAAGGGCUACAACACUUCCCAGGGCUAGUUUGAAGGUCCAGUUGCAAUUAGACAUUGUGCAUAAAUCAUUUUGAAAGAGCAGCUAUUACAUUUUUCUACCAACUUGCAAAUUCUGAAAAUACUUGCUAGAAAAACUGAGCUGAUUGCAAAUAAUCGAUUUUGUCCAUGUGUGUUUGAUUUUGUUGCUCUGCAGCCUCUAUCAUUUUGGGGCAGCGAGUAGACACAGCACAACUGUCCAGCCCUUUAUUUUUUGGAAAUGUUGAAACUGAAGAACUGUUGAUGGAACUAAGAAUACAGGGACUUGGGGAAGAUCCUCUUUCCUCAAGAACAGUCGCUGGAGAUCCCUUUUCAAAUUUGCUUCCUUUGACUUUAGCCGGGCCUACCAAGGAAUAAACUGCCGUGAGACUCAGCCGGUGAGUUCUGUUGUGAACGCGGCUGCUUUCGAACGUUCAAAGGGCUCUUCCCAGGGUACAGGUGAUGCUUAGAAGUGACCGCCAUGAAGAGUGGAAUCUGUUCUGGUGUAAACAGUCACUGUCCUACUUCCAGGUGGUUUCACUUUCCUUUUUGUUUAAGCUGUAACACCCACAGCUGUCCCUCUCAUAGGCUGUUAAACCUAAAUGGUCACCACCUUAACAAUGAUCACAUCUCUAAGGCCCAGUCUUUUGGGAUAUAGUGGCUGAUGUACGGUGCCUGGUUCAUGCUCCAUUUUAAGAACUUUUGUUCAAGUUUAUGCACAACUUAAGCUAAAUUUGGCCCAAGUAAGUUUGUUAAAAGAGAGUGAGUCCACAUGAACUGUCAGCCAAAUAGCACCAAUCCACCGACCUGGAACCAAGCCCGAACAUCCGAGUGUUCCCCACGGAUCGCUGAACAGGUACCUGAUGCAGCCAUCCCCAGGCCCCGUUGGCUUGGGCCUGAUACACGCCUGGUAUGAAAAUCUCCCUUUGCCAUGGGCCGGCUAGGCCUUCCUACUCAGUUUGGUUUUGUUGGGCUGGCAGGAAGUCGUGCAUCAGCUAUUUGUGUUAGGGCCCAGGAGGACACACUUGCAACAUUUUAUUUCCUGGAUAGUGGAUUAGCAAUAACAGUUUCCUUUUGUGCCAGUUCAUUAUCUCUGAAGUGUUCUUAUUGCAGCAAAGUUUGGAUUCUGACAUGGCUUUAAUGCUUUUGCACUAGCCAAGAUUAUUAGCACAGAAACGGAUGUUGAGCUGAAUCCGGGCAGUGUCCCUGGAUGAACAUCUAGUAGGGCUUCCCAACUUGUUUUCAGAUGGUUACAGUUACCCAUCAUUUUUAGAACAAAUAUACAACUACGAUGUGUGGGUGUUUUUUAACCUCCUUUUCAUAACACUAGCUUAUUGUAAAUUGCAUGAAAUAAACCUGUUUUCCCUUUUAAAA
This is a messenger RNA of Alligator mississippiensis (American alligator), 8848 nucleotides long. It is a transcript of the gene PDPK1, whose product is annotated as 3-phosphoinositide dependent protein kinase 1. Gene Ontology annotation, cellular component: Cul3-RING ubiquitin ligase complex; cytoplasm. The coding region runs from base 128 to 2254 and encodes 708 amino acids. Gene Ontology annotation, biological process: protein homooligomerization; peptidyl-serine phosphorylation; intracellular signal transduction. Gene Ontology annotation, molecular function: ATP binding; protein serine/threonine kinase activity; cullin family protein binding. The record is from RefSeq and is a predicted model, not a curated record. NCBI's taxonomy places the organism in Eukaryota, Metazoa, Chordata, Crocodylia, Alligatoridae. The transcript has 19 exons.